AUGAAGUGCUGGUCUCCGCAUUCUGUACGGAAGAAUCUUGCAAAACACCUGCGGGAUCUUAAGGAGGAUUCGGACGCCCCGCCAGCACUCCGCUGCCUCGCAGCGGAAAGCAGUUGGGACAGUAUUGAUGCAUUUGGUGAUACCUGCAAUGAAGGAAGUGGUGCAACUUGGGGCUAUUCCGAGCUGGAGUUUAGUGGGGGAGAAAUUGAUGAGGCGAUCCGAGAGGAAGUGUCCUCGCGACAAUCGUCAUUAACUCCGGUUGGAACCAAAAGGGAGCUUUGUAUUGGUGACAGUGCGGAAGAAGUAUCUGGGUUCAUACGGACACUCAGUUCAGGGUCACCGGUAGGCCGUUCUGUGAAGGGUGGCGGUGGGCGUAAAGUUAGUUGCACCCCAAAGGGACGGUUUAUGAACCACGACGGUGCUAGGGCUUUAUCUGUUUUACUUCCCCUUACGGGUUUAAGACAUCAUCCAACGUUUCCUGUAGAUCCGUCGCUUAGUUGCAGUCAGGUGCGCAAGUCGGGUGGGAAUAAGUUCAAGUCUGCGCCGUUGCUACUGUGUGACAACAAACAAAGGAAACCAAUUUCUAGCCGUCAACCAAAGGGUUCUUUUCGGAAUCAUCGGGCACAUCUGCACCAACCACUUGCAUCGCUGCAGCCCGAAUCGUUCUUUGCUUCCUACCCUUGCGGUAGGUUGCAUCACCUCGUUAGAAAUCCAAAAGUCAAACAGUUUGUGGCAUAUAGAAGCGGCAACGGCAACAGCGACGUGUCGAACUUUGCUCUGGACGCCACGGUGACACGCCGUUCCCGCCGCCAGAGAGUAAAUGAGCAUUUGUUCGUGGAUGGAGAAGUGAAACCCCACCCGCGUAGCCGGACACACUCCAAACAUUUAUCCGAGUCCCUCCUAACCCCUACCGCCAGCGCGCCUAUUUUGGAGCUUUUGGCCCCGCGGAAAACGCCGCACAGAAAUGCGGGUGAAGGCGUACGUGGGGGAACGCUAAGUGUUCGUAGUCAGUUCGACUAUUGCUUCAGCCCGGGAGGAACCUCACGGAGCUCAAACAACAAUCGCAUCAUCCGCCAGGGUUCUGCGGAAUGGUUCGAGCGCGCCUCUGGUGGGCAAAACAGUCAAUCGAAUUUGUAUUGGAGGCAUGCAACUCGCGUGCGUGCCGCCCUCACAAUGCGAGGUAUGGGAGAUGGCGGUGAUGCGGGUGCGGCGCUAUCGCAAGAAUGCGGCAGUCCAGUCAGUUCAUUAUGGGCGAGCACAACUUUCACAAUUGAUAUGCGGCCUUCCCUGUGCGAUGCGCCUUUAGACAUCCUCAUGACAUCAUCCGCAACAACAGGCAGUCCAUACACCACCAUUGGGUAA
Molecule: messenger RNA, 1362 nt
Organism: Trypanosoma brucei brucei TREU927
Lineage: Eukaryota; Euglenozoa; Kinetoplastea; Trypanosomatida; Trypanosomatidae
Exons: 1
Coding region: 1-1362 (453 amino acids)
Source: RefSeq, a predicted model, not a curated record